UUUGAGCUGUGUAGACGUGUACUUCCACCCAUCGCUUGUAGUAUUUAAUCGUCUAUGUUUGCAAUCUAGACAUUUUACAUUUGAACAUCGUACUGUUGUGCCUUAUUCCUUAUUGAAACAUGACCUCAAUUGAAGAACUGAAGCUGCGAGUGAGGGAGCUGGAGAAUGAGUUGAUCAAGUGUAAGCAAAAGCGAUGCACCGCGAUGUGUGCGGAACAACCUGCUGACAACAACCAACCUCAUCAGAGAACACGGAUCGAGAAAAUGAGUGCUGAAGUAGUGGAUUCAAACCCUUACAGUCGUCUGAUGGCUUUGAAGCGAAUGGGUAUUGUUGAGGAUUACGAGAAAAUCCGGACGUUCACAGUAGCUGUGGUUGGGGUUGGAGGAGUUGGUAGCGUGACUGCAGAAAUGCUCACAAGAUGUGGCAUUGGUAAGCUCCUCCUUUUUGAUUAUGACAAAGUGGAGCUGGCCAACAUGAACAGGUUGUUCUUUCAGCCUCACCAGGCUGGCCUCAGCAAGGUAGAGGCGGCGGAACACACCCUCAGGAGUAUCAACCCAGAUGUUCAGUUUGAGAUCCACAACUAUAACAUCACCACAAUGUCCAAUUUUGCACAUUUCAUGGAUCGAAUAAGUCACGGGGCGCUUGAAGAAGGAAAGGCUGUCGACCUGGUCCUGUGCUGCGUAGACAACUUUGAGGCUCGGAUGGCCAUCAACGCAGCAUGCAACGAGCUGGGUCAGAUCUGGAUGGAGUCGGGCGUGAGUGAAAACGCAGUGUCCGGACACAUCCAGCUCAUCAUCCCGGGAGAAACGGCCUGUUUCGCAUGUGCACCACCACUGGUGGUGGCGGCCAACAUUGACGAGAAGACCCUGAAGAGGGAGGGGGUGUGUGCUGCCAGCCUGCCCACCACCAUGGGUGUGGUGGCCGGGAUCCUGGUGCAGAAUGUCCUCAAGUACCUGUUGAAGUUUGGCACGGUCAGCCAUUACCUGGGCUACAACGCCAUGCAGGACUUCUUUCCCACCAUGGCAAUGAAGGCCAACCCGACGUGUGACGACCCCCACUGCAAGAAACAGCAGGAAAACUAUAAGAAAAUGCAGGCGGAGCAGCCGAAAGACGUUGCAAAGACGCCAGAGGAGCUGCCGGCGGUUCACGAGGAUAACGACUGGGGCAUUGAGCUGGUGUCAGAGCAGACGGACGAUGAACUCAAGGCGGCCUCAGGCCCUGUCCCCGAUCUCCCAGAAGGCAUCACUGUGGCCUACACCAUCCCAGGCGGGGAGAACGGGGCGUCGGGGGAGACGGUGGAGGAGACGGAACAGAGCCUGGAGGAGUUGAUGGCUAAAAUGAGGAAGAUGUAACUGGCCCCACCAAGAUGUGUCAUCAUCAUCGUCACACAGAGCUGUCACUUGCGGUUACGCUGCAUCGUACCGUGUCUCCGUGUUCUAAAAUAAAGUCAAUUCUUUCUACCCACUUACAGAACCGCGGUAUCACUCCUAAAUGCAAGUACUUUACUCCGUGGACAUAAAACGGUGUGCAAUGCAUGCUUAAUGAGCUUAAGUGCUGUUUUCCCCAAGGAUCGAAAUUUACUAGCGGACGCCUGUUCGGGGUGCGGAUGCAUUCUGCUGUCUAUUACACUUAGCAGAAUGGCACGAGGAGGUGUGGUAUACGGCCGAUAUAUGUCACGGCUAAGAGCUGCUCUUAGAUCCUGUGCAUCGCAGAGUGCAUGGACAAAGCACUCAACCUUGGCACAAUAGCAGUAUACCACAAAACCCUGAAUGUCUUAUUCCUAUAGAAACCAUUUACCAAGGCAUUUAAUACAGUAAAAAGUUGUAAUGUCGCGCCCGUGGUUAUACAUACACCUCUGCAUUCUGCCAAACAACAUUUGGGAAUUAAACUACCCGGUUUAUAGCAUCACAACUGGAUGUUGAAGUACCCUUUCCUGCCCUUUAUCGUAUGUAGUUUUCUUGAAUUAACGCUCGACAUAAUGUACCAAAAGCAUACAUACCUGUACAGUUUAGCUGUAUAAUGAUGCUUGUCACAUGUUUAAAUAAGGAAGUUUGUUGUAACACUGAAUUGAUUAAGUACUCAAAUAUUGCGGUUAUGGAUGCAGCCUCUCACCAACUAAUCAUUUAUAGAAUGCCAAUUAAUGAAUUGAACUGGAUCAAUAAUGCAUUUAUAAAAAUGUUUUAAAUGAUGCCUGACAUUUUGCUGCAUGACAAACCUGCCAUGGCUGUAUUUACUGUCUAGCUCUGGUCCAAAGUGCCACACUGACUGGCUUCUGGAGUGUUUUGUUGCACAACGGACCAUCAUUUCUACCCUCUACCUGCUGUUUAAUUGUAAACCGAUGUUCAUUUGUUUAAAUUAUACAUAUAACCAAAGCGUUCUCUGCUGAAACUGUACUGACUCUGUACGCAAAUUGUUUCAAUAAAGUUUAUUAGCCGGAAAACAGAA
Messenger RNA from Esox lucius (northern pike), 2445 nucleotides. RefSeq names its product ubiquitin-like modifier activating enzyme 5 (gene uba5). NCBI's taxonomy places the organism in Eukaryota, Metazoa, Chordata, Actinopteri, Esociformes, Esocidae. The transcript has 12 exons. The record is from RefSeq and is a predicted model, not a curated record. The coding region runs from base 120 to 1352 and encodes 410 amino acids. Gene Ontology annotation, molecular function: UFM1 activating enzyme activity. Gene Ontology annotation, cellular component: cytosol; cytoplasm. Gene Ontology annotation, biological process: protein ufmylation.